AUGUUAAUCGACGACGAAAUAGCAUUACGUGACUGGCUUGUUGUAACACUUGAACCAUUAUGUGAUGCUGAACCAAUUGCACUUGCUCGUUAUGUCCUCGCACUUGUUGCUAAAGAUAAACCCUUAGAUAAACUUCGUGAAAAUUGUGUUGAUAGACUUGAAGUUUUUCUUGAUCGAGCUACGAAAGAUUUUGUUGAACAAUUAUUUGAUGUUAUACGAAAUCGAAGAUAUAUUCCCGAUGGAAAAAAAGAAAAUGUUCAACCUAAACCAAGUGAAAUAAAUUCUGAAUUAUUAGAAAUACAUCAACAACAAAAUGUACCAUCAUCAACAAAAGAAGAGAAUAUUCCACAAAUUGAAUCAACUCCAAUACCAACAACAUCUUCAUCUACACCUAUAAAAAGACGAUAUUCUUCUCGUCGUACUGAUAAUAAUAAACGUCAAUCGGGAGGUUCGCCAGCAGCUAAACGCACUCAACGUUCUUAUUCUCAUUCAUCAACUGAUUCUUCAUCUCCUCAGUCACCAACAAAUCUAAAUAAAAUACCAUGUAAAGAUUAUAUUGAUAAUAAAGGUUAUUGUGCACUCGGAGAUUCAUGUCCAUAUGAUCAUGGAUCAAAUAAUUUACCAUUCGAACAACAAAAUUAUUAUCCAUCUUAUCAACAAUAUGAUAAUUCAUCAUCAUCACAUCUGCAUCAACCAUAUAAUCCUGAAGCACCUGAUUUAAAAUAUGAUCCACAUCAACAAUCAUCAAUGUAUGCGAGACAACCAUUACCAAUUGGUCAACGAACACUGGUAACAGUUGUAACUAAUGCUGAACCAUUACCAUUAGAACAAAAAUUACGACAAAAUGAUUCUAGCAGUGGUUUGAUAUCUCGGACAAAACGACAUGUCACAACAACAUCAUAUCCAAUGGAUAAACGAAUACAACAACGUGAUCAUCAAUCAAAAAAUAACAAUAAUCAUCAUGAUAAUAAUCAAAAUCGAGGCCGAAAACGUCCAUGGCAAAAAUCUGAAGGAUCCGCAUCAGGACCAGCAACACUUGAAAUACGUAAAAUUCCUGUUGAAUCUAAUACAAUUUCAAAAUUAAACGAACAUUUUAGUAAAUUUGGUACUGUUACUAACGUUCAGAUUGCUUUUGAUGGUUCUCCUGAUUCAGCAUUGAUUGCUUAUGGAACAUUUCAAGAAGCUGAAACAGCAUACAAAAAUCCUGAACCAUUAUUUAAUAAUCGUUUUAUAAAAAUAUUUUGGCAUAAUCCUAAUAAAAUACAAAAUCCUAUUUCAUCUUCAUCUGAUGUAUCAUCAACAAAAAAACCAAUAUCACCACCGAAUCCAGCGAAACAUCAUUGGACAAAAAUACAAAAACCAACACCCAAUACUAAUGAAACAUUAACGAAAAAAAAAUCGACUAUUCCACCUGUUCCAUCAAUAAUCAAAAAGGAAGCAGCAAAAAAAGCUGCAAUUGAAAUUCGUCGUAAAAAACAAGGUUUAUUAGAAGAACAAAUUCAACAACAAAAAUUAUUAUUAAAAAAACUUGAAUCAUCAGAAACAAAUGAAGAAAAAGAUUCAAUACGUUCAUUAAUGAAACAAGUUGAUACCACGAUAGUUACACUUAAAGAUUCACUUCGUACAAUACCAAUAAAAUCAACUUCACCACCAAUUAAACUUAGUCAACAAGAUAUACUUAAACAACGUCAAGAGAUAUUAAAAAAAGAAAUUGAAAGUCUUAGAGCUAAAACAUCAGCAGAUAUGCGUCGUGCAAUGAGCAAUACAUUAGAAACAAAAAAUCGAUCAAAUGAUACCGAUGAAGAUGAAGAAAUAACUCUUCUUAAUGAUCCAACAAAACCUCAACAAUAUGAAUUAGAAACACAUGAUGAAGCACAAUUACUCGAUUCUUAA
Molecule: messenger RNA, 1893 nt
Organism: Adineta steineri
Lineage: Eukaryota; Metazoa; Rotifera; Eurotatoria; Adinetida; Adinetidae
Source: the annotation of a GenBank genome assembly